UGAUAUCAGAGAGCCCAAUGGAGCCUUCUGAAGAACCUAGGCAGAUUAGCAAAGAUAAAUUUUUAGAAGUUCCUAAUUUAUCUGAUUCUCUUUCUGAAGAUGAGGAAGUUAAACCUACUUUCAAACCUGGCUUCUCGCCUCAACCUAGUAGACGAGGUUCUGAUUCUUCUGAAGAUAUAUACCUGGACACUCCAUCUUCAGGGGUAAGAAGAGUUUCAUUCGCUGACACCUUUGGAUUCAAUCUUGUGUCUGUCAAAGAAUUUGAUUGCUGGGAUUUACCAAGUGUUUCAACCGGUUUUGACUUAAGGAAGGACAUUUUUCACACAGAAGAAUAUGUUUUAUCUCCACUAUUUGAUUUGCCUUCUUCAAAAGAAGAUCUUAUGCAGCAACUUCAAGUACAGAAAGCAAUACUGGAGUCAACUGAGUAUCCUCCUGGGUCUACAAGUAUGAAGGGCGUUAUUCGAGUUUUGAAUAUUUCUUUUGAGAAGUUAGUAUAUGUGAGAAUGUCCUUGGAUGACUGGCAGACACAUUAUGACAUUUUAGCAGAAUAUGUCCCAAAUUCAUGUGAUGGUGAAACUGACCAGUUCUCCUUUAAGAUUUUAUUGGUUCCCCCUUAUCAAAAAGAUGGCAGUAAAGUUGAGUUUUGUAUACGUUAUGAAACUUCUGUUGGUACAUUUUGGUCAAAUAAUAAUGGCACAAAUUAUAUAUUGAUUUGUCAAAAGAAAGAACAAGAGCCGGAGCCUGUAAAACCACGGGAAGAAGUUCCUAAUAGACAAAUAAAAGGCUGUUUAAAGGUAAAAUCAAGUAAAGAAGAAUCAUUAGUAACAUCAGACGAGAAUAACUUUGAGAAUUCAAAGAUUACAGAUACCUAUAUCCCAACAAUUGUUUGUUCUCAUGAGGACAAGGAAGCCUUGGAAACCAGUAAUCAAACUGUAAAAGAUGUAAACAGGGAACAUGAUGAUCAUAAUGAAAAAGAAUUAGAGUUGAUGAUAAACCAAUGCUUAAUAAGAAGUACUGCUUCCAGAGAUGAAAAGAAUACAUUUGCAAUAGAUCCAGUCAAUUUUCCAAAUAAAGCUGAGGGGUUAGAGAAGAAGCAAAUCCAUGGUGAAGUACACCCUGACUCAUUUAAAAGGCCUUUGUCUUCAAGUUCAUCAGCAGAAAGCUCCUUAAAGGGAGAUUUUUACUGCAAAGAAAAAUAUUCCGCAGAAAAUAAGUGUAGACAUCAACCUUCAGAGGAAAUUACUUCAGAUAUAGAAGAAAUCAAGCCACCAUCGGGAGAUACUCGUAGUGAUGAAUUAGUGCAAUUACAUAUUGGCAGCAAAGAAGUACUGGAUGAUAAUGCUAAUCCAGCAGAAGGGAGAGGCAGAGUGCAAAUAUCCUGUCCUUCCUCAGAUCAACUAGUCGAAGACAACCUUAAUAAAAAACAUGAAGGAAGAGCUGAGAAAAUUGAAAUAAAAGAUUGGGAAUGUUUAAGAAGAGAUUUUCAUUUGGAUUUCCGUUCAGAAGAAUCAAUGGAAAAAGGAUCUUCUAAGAAAGAUUAUGGCAAUGGUAAGACUGAGGAGGAGGAGCAAAGAAUACAUUUAGGUGUUAAUGUAAAACAAAGCAAAAAUUUUCAUUCAGUCUUACACGACCAAGAAAGGCAGAUGGGCCAGUCUGAAAUCAGUAUGGAAGGAACAGAAGCUAGCAACAGAGACCUAACUGUUCUGCUGAGUAAAGAUAUCACAAUUCCCAACCAGGCAAUCACAGCAGAUUUGUUUCAUUCACCAAGGAUAAGUCUAAGUUGGGAAAACGUUGUGUUAACAACUCCAGAGCGUGAUCUCUUGACUAGUGAAGGCACUACUUUACAAGGGAUGCCCGGUCAAGUUUGUUCACCAAGAAGUGGAAAUGUUUUGAGGAAUGAUUGUCUUUUCCAAAUUGAAGAAGAAAAAUCAGAUUGGAUUAAUCCUGAAGAUCAGAAUAAGAAUGCACAACAGAAACAAAGUUGGAGUGUUCUAGAAAGACAAAGAAAAGCAAGAGAGAGUAAGACAAAUAGAACAGAACAGACCAAGGAACAAUCUGCUUGUGAAGACAUGUGGGGAAAAAGAGAUAAUACAAGGAAUUUGAAAGCUACUCCUAUGGAAGAAUUGUUUACCUGCCAAAAAACAGUGAGCUGUGAACUGUCUUCUCUAGCUGAUCAUGGUGUUACUGAGAAAGCAGAAGCAGGUACAGCUUAUAUAAUUAAGACAACAUCAGAAAGUGCUCUAGAAAGCAUGUCUGCUAGAGAAAAAGCAAUAAUUGCUAAGCUACCUCAAGAGACAGCACGAAGUGACAAGCCCAUCGAGGUACAGGAAACAGCGUUUGAUCCACAUGAAGGGGGAAAUGAUGAUUCACAUUAUACCCUUUGUCAACGAGAUACAGGAGGUGUAAUCUAUGAUAAUGAUUUUGAAAAGGAAUCACAUUUAGGUAUUUGUAAUGUACAUGUAGAUGAAAUGGAGAAAGAAGAAACCAUAUCUAUGUACAAUCCCGGGAAGACACAUGACAGGAAGAAACGUGGCAUUGGAAAUAUCACAUCUGUAGAUGAAUCCUUCCAGGUCAUUACAGGCAAUCAAAAAGCAGCCUCAGAACUGGAUUUACAUUUGGGAAUGAUACAAAAAGACAAAAAAAUAUUUCCAGAAAAUAGAGAUCAUAAACAGGUCCAAGAAUUAUCAAAGAAAACAGACAGAGAUGCUAUUAUUCAUUCUGCUUUAAACUCAGACACUAACAGAGCUUCUCAGAAUGGCUCUCACGUUUCCAAUCACCAUGCUAAAACCUCAGUGCCAUCUCAUGAACAGGCAAUUGCUGUAGAGAAUAUAAUUACUACCAUGACUCUCCAAUCUAUUUCUACUAAAUCAGAAUAUAAUUGUAAUCCAACAAGUGAAAUCCAGGGUAUUGAGAAGCACCCUCAUCUUGGGUCUAUACCUGAAGAAGUUUCCAAAAGUUCAGGAACAGAGACCUCAGGUAGUAGCAGAGAAAGAUUUAAAAGCCAGAUUUUUCAACAAGGAGAACGCGGUGUGGAAAAAUCUCUACAGCCAAUGAUUUUCGUCAGUGAAGCUAUUGAGACCGUGGAAGAGGCAAGGCAUGAAAAUGAAGGAUUAGCCUCUGGACAAUCACUGGGCUCUUCAGGUGACAAGGAAUCCGAGAGCUCUGCUUCUGCUAGUCUCCCUGCCCAGGAAGGUGAAACUGAGAGCAGCGAAUCUCUGCUUUCGAAAUACACCAACUCUAAAGUACCGCAUGUCCUUUUGUUUGUGAUAUUUCUUGUAACCAUCUACCAAUAUGACUUAAUGAUUGGCCUGGCAUUCUACCUUUUUUCAUUGUACUGGCUAUCUUGGGAAGGGGGGAGACAAAAAGAGUCUGUCAAAAAGAAAUAACCUCACCACUAUUAUUAUUUUCUCAUAAAAGAUAAGCUUUUUAGCCCCAAACGUUUGGAUUGGUGAAAGAGACUAUUCAUUGUUCAAAGAGCCAGUGCAGUUUUUCUCUUGAAGGAUCAUUUAAAAAGGAAUGCGUAUGAAGUUUGCUCCUUCAUAUAAGUAAUUAUUCUAUAUAGGACCAUUAUGUUUGGAUCAUUAAAUACCUAUAUGAAUAUGAGAUCUGAAGCACGUCAAGUUGAAAUUAGGUACAGCUGUUGCUCCUUAGCAGGCUAUGAAGUUGCAAUGCUUCAUGUCUCUUCACUACUUAAAGUGCCAUUUCUUGCAUUCAUUUCUUUUGCAGUAAAGCUUCAUUUUUUUUUCCCUAGAGUAUUUUUCCUUCUGAGGUUUUUUAAAAACUAGAUAAAACAUGAACAAUGGCAGAGGACUUUUUUUUUGUCUUUUGGUACUGACCAUGAAAUUUGCAUUUAUCCCUGUAUCAUUUAUCAGCAUAUUUUGAUAGAUCAAAUCUUUCAACUUUGAUUUCAUAUUUUUAAGAACAACACCCAUGUAUAUUGAAAUGCAUAAACUUAAAGAAAGACCUUGUUUGCUUGAAUAAUACUUUAUACACAGAUACCUUUUACCUCCCUUAUAUCUACAAAGUUAGAGCACUCAUAAGCCAAAUCUGACAAAGACUGAAACAAUUGGGAGAUGAUCUCUCAAUCUACAAAAUUUUCUGGGGGGCCUAUCUAUAAGCAAUGUUUUUCUCUUAUAAGAAGAGAAAGUAUAACACAGCUGAACAAUUUUAAUGUCAAUUAUUCAGUUGAAGUUUUAAAAUUAAAAGUUCCACAAGCAUUGCUUCAGAAUGAAUUUGUACCUAUAAAGCAUCAAGUAUUGAAUGAUAAUAAUAAUUAAAAAAAUUUCCAAAUGAACUAUUUUACUUGGUAGUACUUUUUUGUCUUCAAACAAAUUUUUAUUUUUUGUUAUAAGACAAUGAAUUAUUUUCCAAGGUGCAUAUAGAGAUGAAAUAAUCAUUGGUGGUUGUUACAUAAUCAUUAGGUUGUUAGAUGAUAACUCAAGUUUUUAGUGGGCAAAUAAGUAGAUCUGGCAAUCUACUCAGGGAAAAAUGAAUAUCCAGUGUAGCAGUGACUUUAGCUACUGUUAUUUUCUAUGGCUAAGUAUGUGAAAUAAUGGAACUAAUCAUUUUGGUCACAUACUGGGAAUGCAAAGAUUUUUAUAUAAGAUUUCAACAACCAUUUAUUAAAUGAUUGCUAGAUACAAAAAUCCUGUGCUCUGGUCUAUGGCACAGUACUUCCUUUGAUACCCUGAAUGGCUACUUUCCAGGGAGGAGGCAUAGGUAUGUAGUUUGAUACUUUUGAUUUGGUCAGGAAUAUGGAAGAGAGUAACACCGUGGGAGUCCAUUUGGGUGAUUUCUUUUUCAUAGGAACUUCCUUCAUAGAGUAUGUAACAUGAUCUUCAGAGAGAAAAGAGCAUCUAUUUACCUGUAAAGGUAAAUUCAAUGAGUAAAACUUGCAUAUAUCAUCCCAUACUUCUAAGAAGCAUGCAUUUAUGGGAAUAAAAAAUGAGAACAAAGCAUUUAAACUGACAUUCAUGUAGUAGUAAAUGAUUUCCCUAAUUUUCAUUAGGUACACAACUAUUUCCAAAUCCCUAAUUGUAUGCUUGUCUCAAGUCCCAUUGAAAUUGAAUGCUUGACUUUAACUUUUUAGUUGAACAAAUACAAACAUCCUGAAGUAGAAGUUAGGGCAAAUACUUGAUUGCUUGAAAAAGCACAUUUUCAUUAAAUACAAGUAGAAUACUGUAGGCCAUACCUAGAAUAUUAUCUCUAAAAUUGCUAUCCUGAUAAUUUUGUUGACAGGUCUAAAUUACAGCGGAGUUAAGGUUAGUAUUUCUUCAGAUCUUAAUGGCUUGGUUUUUGCAUUCUACCUUUAAGAGUUUCGGUCAAUAUGCCAUAUCUUAUUAAUGUAAAGAAACUACAUUACUUAUUAACACAGGUGUCUGAACUAUAAUUAUUCCCUUAUACAUAAAAGAAUGUAAUUUUUUUAAUCUCUUUUACUUGACUUUGGUAACAUUAACUUACUAAACCUUCUCAUUGCAUAUUUGUAAUAUGACAAUAGAAGUUUCAAAGAAUUUAAAAUAUUUAAUUGUGUAUUUCUCUGCAUGCAGUGAAGAAAUAAUUGGUGAUUUAACUGACUUUCCAAACAUUUCUUAUGAAGAAUUUGAGAUAAAGUCUUAAAAACUUAGGAAACUAUUGCUAGGUGGAGAGGUAGAUUUUUGCAACCCAUUUUCAUCACAGCAUUAUGAUGAGCAAGAGAAAUGGAUCUCAGAAAGAACUGGGAGCCCCUGUAAUAAAGAUUUGACUGAAUUAUCAUGACAAGGUAACCUUUAUAAGUAUAGCUGCCUUCACUGUGUCCCCCCAAAUAUGGGUUAAGGGACAAAAGAGAGAGGUGGCAUGAAAAUAAGCAAAGAGUACUACAUUGCACAUCUGCCUCCUAUACUGGCUAAGAAAUGUGGUAUAACUAUCACCUUUUAUUUUGCUGGGCUUCUGACUAUUAGAAACAAAAUUCUGAAAAUUAAUUGGCAAGUAAAGGUAGUAAAAUCAACUAUCUUAAAAAAAAUCACAUCUGCAUAAGUCAUCAAUAUCCCAGUGGAUUUUCCACAUAAAAGGAAAUGAAUCAGUGAAAUGACUCACCUCCCAAUAUUCAAGAACGUUGGGUUAAUGCAGUUAUGCUUCCCUGCUGAUUUCUAAUAUUUUGAUAAUGAAAUAGUGAUUGUCACCAUUUGUGAGAGAAACAGGAUCAUCUUUUACUUGUUAUCUUAAACUAGUCAGCUGUGUAAACGGAAACUUAAAAAUAUGCAGACCAAAUUUGGGAACAUGAACUAUCUUAUUUUUCUCAAGCAGCAUUCAUGGCACUUUCUUGAUAAUUUUUUUCAGUCAUGAGUGUUAUUUGGUAUCACCAGGCCUGUUGCCUUUUGUAUUAGACUGACUUUUGCAUAUAAAUGAAUCAAAAAAGCACACAAAGCAAAAAAACAAACUAGCAGAACUAGUAAAGACACAGGCAGGAGGACUGUCAUCCCCAGGGCCAGUUCAUCCACUGAUUCCUGUUACCAGGAUCUCUGCCCUUUCUUUCAAAUUUUUGACCGAGUGAAUACAGAAAUCAAACUAUGCAAUAAGCACUGUCUUUUGUUCUUUGAAUCCUGUCUCAGCCAGUUCUUGUGGAACUGAAGAAUAGGGUUAAACUGGAUUCUACAACAAGGUAUGAAAGAAAUAUGGGAGGUCAUGCUCUUCCUGUGUCUUCACAGUUGUACACAUGUAUGAAAAGAACAGCUAAGAAAGUUACUUCUAUUUAUUUAAUUAAGUUGCCUAUUCUUUUCUAUUUUCAGAAAUAGAUCAUAAUAAAAAUCAUAGCAACAUAAUCUACUUUUCAUCUUUUAAAAAUAGAUUUGGUCAUUAAUCUAAUACAUUUCCAUAACUUUAUCCGAACCUCUUUAAACAGCAAAUGAAAUUUUCACUAGCCUAGCUUUGAACAAUCAUAUGUUUUCAUGAAAUGUCAUCAUUGUAGUAUGCUAAAAACUUAUUAAACAAACAACGCUUU
Zalophus californianus (California sea lion) is the source of this 6976-nucleotide messenger RNA. It is a transcript of the gene PPP1R3A, whose product is annotated as protein phosphatase 1 regulatory subunit 3A. Lineage: Eukaryota; Metazoa; Chordata; Mammalia; Carnivora; Otariidae. Gene Ontology annotation, molecular function: protein phosphatase 1 binding; glycogen binding. The coding region runs from base 18 to 3386 and encodes 1122 amino acids. The record is from RefSeq and is a predicted model, not a curated record. The transcript has 4 exons. Gene Ontology annotation, biological process: regulation of glycogen biosynthetic process. Gene Ontology annotation, cellular component: protein phosphatase type 1 complex.